UUUUCUGUUGGUUUCCGUGAUCGGUUUUCUUUAUAAUUUGACAAAGAAGGACAAAAUGGCUGGCGAUGGCGUGGAUAUUGAUUUGUACGACAAUUUAGAGGAAGGGUUUGAUCAGGACAAUGAAUUUAAUGCAGAAGAUGACCUUUACAAUGAUGUUAUAACAGCCCCAUCAAGUGGAGAUAACACUGAAGUUCAGCAACAGUCUGAACCAAAUACACCUACGAAGACCACACCCUCAGUAACUGUACCCUCAGGUUAUACGGGGCGGAGAAUAAGCCUCUAUGUUGGCAAUUUGACAUGGUGGACGACUGACCAGGAUCUUAUAGAUGGACUGGCAGCCAUAGGGGUCACAGACUUGGUUGAAAUUAAAUUUUAUGAAAAUAGAGCAAAUGGACAGUCAAAAGGGUUUGCAGUUGUUGUAGUUGGUUCUGACAACUCGUCUCGCUUGAUUUUUGAGAAGUUGCCUAAGAAGGAGAUACAUGGACAGGUGCCUCAAAUCUCCAACUGCAACAGACAGGCCUUGAGUCAGUUCGAGGCUCAGGCUCGCAAGGGCGAACCUCCCGCUCAGAAUGGAAACACUAACAAAAGCAGUCACCAAAGAAAUCACAGUCCCCCCAGGACAACCCCAAAGCAGGGAUUUGUGAACCGUCAACAGAGGCCUUCAGGACCAGUAGUGACAGGCCCCCCUCCGACGGGUCCACCCCCCACUGGGGCUCCAAUGAUGCCAGUAGGUAUGCCACCAGUGUCGGGACCACCCCCACAGGUUCAGUUUCCCCCCGGAUUUCCUCCCAGGACUCUGGGUCCUCCUCCUCCUGCAGUUAUGAUGAGAGGCCCACCACCACCCAUCAGAGGCCCACCACCUGCAGAUCCCAGGGGUCCACCACCUCGUCCAGAGUGGGACAGACCCCCAGGACCAGAUGUCUUAACUCAGCCUCCACCUCCAGGCACACCUUACCCUCCCCUUGGUCCCCCACCAGGACCCCAGCCGGUCCCGCCUCCAGGAGCUCGACCGCCAGGACCUGGAAUUCCCCACCAGCAACCCCCAAUGACGAUUCCCCCGCCUGGACACCCUCCAGCCCCAGCCCCUCACGUCAACCCGGCCUUCUUUCCUCCCCAACAUGGUGGACCACCCCCAACAAUGCCACAUGCAGCUCCAGGACACCAUGACCCUUACAGAGCCCCUCCCCCUGUGUCAUAUCCAAGUGACCAUUACUCAAGACCCCCAACAGAAAGAGUUGAGCCCCAGUCACCUGCUCUUAGUGAACAAGAGUUUGAAGAGAUAUUCCAGAGAAACAAGACGGUAUCCAGUAGUGCUAUUUCACGUGCAGUCCAAGAUGCUAGUGCAGGUGAAUUUGCCAGUGCUAUCGAGACUUUGGUGACAGCCAUAUCUCUGAUAAAGCAGUCAAAGAUUGCCAGUGAUGAUCGCUGCAAGAUCUUAAUCAGCUCCUUACAGGACACCCUGCACGGAAUUGAAGAAAAAUCGUAUGGAUCCAAGAGUAGUAGCAGACGGUCACGUUCCAGAGAGAGAGACAGAGAGCGCAAGGAGAGGAGUCGCAGCCACAGGUCGCGAAGUAGAGACAGAGAGAGGGAAUACCGUGAGAGGAGUAGGGAAAGAGAUCGGCAUUAUGAAGCUGAAUCCGGCUCCUCUUCCUCCAGGUCACACCGAGAUCGGGACCGAGACAGGGACCGUGAAAGGGAGCGUGAAUACAGCAGCAGACGCCAUUGAAAUAUUGAUGUAGAAAUAGAGGCUACUCUUUUCCUCAUCGGUGGUGCUUUUUGUCCCAUAAAUCUGGAAAAUCCCAUAUAAAGUGAAUGAAAAUAGGUCUUUCUGCCCGUAGUUGUAAACGUAAAAACAUCCUGUCAAUGUUUAAAAAUUCUACUGUCCAUUAAAGAUCAUGUGUAUUCUAACUGACGGUACAAAAAUUGUUCAAAGAUGGAAUGGCAGAUAUUUUUCAUGUACUGGGUAUAAUUCAGCAAGGGGUACUCUAGCAAAAACAAACAAACAAACAAAAACAAAAAAAUAAGGAAGGGGAGGACGGCAGCAAAAUUUGUUUUUAUAUUUUUUAUUUUUUUUUAUUAUUAUUUUUGGUUUUUGUUGUUAUUUUAGUUAUUAUUAAGGGAGGUUGAAUGGUUGAUGGGUUAUCGUCUGUUUAAAAACAAAUCAACUGGAUGAUUGUUUAAAUUUUUAUGAUGUACUAUUACAGAUUUUAAAAAGUCUAUUUUGGCUGAACCAUUUGGUAAUGCUGAACUAAGGUGAUGGUUAUUUUAAAGGGCAGAUAACUCGAGAAAUCAUUUCAAAAUUUUUGAGUGUAUGUUUUUUAUCAUAUUGAAAGUAAAGAAUUAUAUUUAGCAUAUGUAUUGCUUUAUAUUUAGAUAUCAUAGAUGAAUGAUAGAAUAAAAAUAAUAUUUGGGAAUUUGAACGAAGAUACCUCAACAGUAUUACUGGUGGUUAAUGGUAGUGUUUUCACAUAUCUCAAAAAGAGUAAGGUUUAAUUUAUAUUGUCUUUGUUUACCAAAGAUUUCAACAGUAUUCACCAUUAUUAUGAUGAAAAGCAUAUGGAUUUUGUAUUUUCCUGAAGCCUGUGAAGAUAUUCGAAUAGUCGCUUAGAAAAAUGAAAUUAAUCAUAACUGAUGUCAGAAAAAGUUUUACUGUCUCUUUAUAAGAUUUUAUUUUAUGUAAGGAGAAUUGAUUUCAACAUUAUACUGGUGUUGGUCUUACAAAAAACUGCCUUCCCUUCCCAUGUUUGUUUUGGUUUUUGCUGGAAUAGCCCUGAUUGGCAGCAUGUAUUUGCAAGCUAAAUUUGUUUUAUUUAGAAAGAGAAAAAACAUAGAUUGAUUAUAAUAUGUACAUAUGAAUUUUAAAAGUUGGAACAUGUAUUGCAGUGGUUGUCAGUUAACUUGUACACAAACCAUCUCUUACACAGGUCAACCGGUACACACAGAGUAAAUACAGACCUUGAAAAUGUACUCGCCCACAAAUAUGUCUAAAUUAACUCGCCCACAGAUAUUUAUGAAUUAACUAACCCACUGAUAUUUUUAAAUUAACUUGCCCACAGAUAUUUAUAAAUUAACUCGCCCACAGAUAUUUAUAAAUAAACCAAUCAUCUCGCACACAAGCAUUACGUUUUUGUGCUGUGGACAAUAUUUUGUGUUCAAGUUGACCCGUCAAAUUGUAUGAACACAUUGCUUGGGUAUAGAAUUACUUUUUAAUACCUCUGGACUGUAAUUUGAUUGUGAUCGGUGUAAGGUAGUGUGUACGUGUCUGCUACUGUAAGUAUCUGUAUUCACAGUAAGACAUGCAUGUAUUCACAGUCAUUAUUUCACUGAAGUUUUUAUCCCUCGACUCCUGGACAUGGAAAAAGAAGAAAACUUGUGUUUUAUUUACCUUUUUUCUUCUUUGUAAAUACAUAUAUACAUUUACGCUUCCUACAGAACACAGAUUCCUCUAUGUGACUUUAAUAAUGCAUCAAUUUCCAUAAUGCCAACAUUUCGUCUCCAUAUGAGUGAAAGAUUCUCGAGCUUGACAUUAAAAAAUAUAAAACCAACCAGCCAAUACUUAAACUAAUGUUUUUGUAGAUAAAAUUAGACUGCUUUGAUUUAAAUUUUUGUGUAUAAAUAAGUAAUUUUUGUGUAGAUGUUGAUUGUAUGUGCAUGAGUUGGUUUGUGUAUGUCUGUACACCAUUGCAGUCAAUCCGUGUCACCAUUACAACUCUUAAGUUAAAGAAAGUAAUACUUGAUUAUCUCAAUGUCAAUUAUCAAUACAGUAUACUUUGUCCCAAGUCUUUAAAUUGUGACAUUUCAGUGUUGUUUUGUAUUUACGGAAUUUCUUGCCAGACUACGAGUUAUUUUGCUAAUUGUUAUUAUAGGUGUUACUUAUGAAGGGUUGUGAGGUUCUCUUUUAAAAGCAUUAGUCUUUCACCAUUGUGUAUUUUCUCACAUUGAGAUAUAUUCUGGACCCUUUACAUCCAGAUAUAUUGCCUAUUUUUAUAAUACUCUUUGCCCACAAUGUGCCAACAUUUUUUUUUUUAUAUGUGAUUUAUUUAUUUUGAUAAAUAUCAUGUACUCUCAACCUUCCUGCAGUUUAAAAAGACACUCAAUCCUUGAUCUGUGAUCAGGUAUUAUGAAGAAGGUUUUAUCCAUGCAUAAUUAUAUUUAGAUCACAUAAAGCUUCCAAUUUUCAAAUCUAAAUUUAUUGCUUUACCUUAUGGUUGUGAUAUUCAGGAAGAAGCCUGUGUGUUUCAACACUGAUGAUAAAAUGUCUAAUAGUAAUGUUUUUGUAUAGGGUAAAUAGUACUAAAUACUUCUGUUUGUAUUCUAUAAAUUUUCUUCCCAGCUUGUGAAAAGAACAAUUCUAUGCGAGAAAUCUAAAUUUUAACUGGUUUUAUGAGAAUUUUUUUUUUGAUUUAUUUAUGAUGUAAGCUAUAUAUUAUUUACUGCUACAAAUAUUUGUCACCACCUGAAUCACAAAUACUGUAUUCUUAAAUUGAUGUAGGCAAGGCUAAUGCUAAGCUUAGCACUUAAUGCUGGAAGCAGUUUCAUCUUUGUCAUAGAGUACUUGUUUUAUAUAACAUAUGAUUUAUAAUAUUCCAAUGUCGCGCAAUUGCUUAUCAUUGAUGGACAUUACUUCAUCAUGGAAAUUACAAUUAUUGAAAAAGUGUAUGUACCCAUUAUAGACAAUCAUAUAUAUGUCACUUUCAUUUAGAUAUCAUUAUUAUCUUGUGUUAAGUAUUGUCAAUUGAAAUUAUGUGCAUUGUGUCUGUAAAAGAACAUUUCUCAAAAAUUGAGGGACAGAUCCGUGAACGGUAAGUGGAACAGUAAGUAUUGGGAUUUUUAAAGCUAUUUGUUGAAUAAAGUAACAAAAUUCACUAAUAAAUGUUGGAAGAUUGUAUCUAUACUAUGUCUUCUUUUUUUCAGGGACCUUCUAAUGUAUUCAAUAUUGUUGGUUGUACUCUUUUUGAUUUAAGUACAUAUUGUAAUGUCCAAAUACAGUUAUGAAUAUGAAAUAUGUAGACACAAUUUGAAUGCUAGGAAAAUCCAUAGAGCAUGCUAUGUUGUCAGAUCACUUGUUGAUAAAUGGUAUAUGUAGGAUAAGGAAUUUUGAUCUUUUUUUUUAAUAAAACAUCAUAUUUUGUGCCCCAAGUAUUUUUGUUUGCACCAAUAAGAAUUAAUUUAAAAAGAAAAAUAAAUUACAUGUAGUGUUAUGUUCCCAAAAGUUACAUGUUUUCAGAAGAUAUACAUGUAGUAAGGAAAUCUAUUUUUGUACAAGCUUGUAAAUUUUUAUUGGUGCAAGUUCAUCCAUUAAUAAAAUCUCUUUUUUUCAGCGAGACUGACUUGAACUGAAAUGCCUUUAUGAAUAUACUUAAUACUGUAAUUUUUCAGUAAUUUGUGCCUUUAUAUCCUAUACUGGCUUCAGCUUAGGUCUUCAUAUUAAUAUUUUGAAUAUGUUUAUUGAAUUUAUUAAUGAAAUUUGUCAUAUGGUCAGUCAAGUACAAUUAUAUAUUGAUUGCACAUUGUUGCAGUGUGCUGCUGAUAAAUAUGUGUUUGUAAGGCAUAACUAGUAGGGAUGCAUGAUGAUUUUGUAAAUCCCAUAGAAAAUUCCCGUUUCUAAAUUUUGUGUAUUUUUUAUUUUUUUUGAUAAACUGCAGCUUGAAUAUCUGCAAUACUUGAUUGACCAUUUCUUUUAAUAUUAUUAAAUCUUGGAAAUAUUUUAGUUUUCUUUAAGUUUGUAUAGCUGAAAGUUUGCAUUUUUUGUUGCAUCGUUUUGCAAUAGCAAGUAUUCCCAUCAUUGAUUAUAAUGGCAUAUCCCUCUUUCAUUUGAUAUUAUGUCGAAUUGGCUACAUUGUCCUAGACUUCUCAGAAAAUAUCAGUUUUGAGAGAGAAAAAAAGAAUGUUUAAGUGUUGACCAAUAGUUGACUAUGUAAUUGGCAGCAGAAUAGGCUUGUUUUUAGUACUAUAAUGAUUUCUUGUAAAAUUCUUAACUGCAGUUCAUGUAAAUGAAUACGAUAAGAAAAGAGGGGGGGACAUUGCAAUUAUUAAUGCUGAGCUCUGGGUAAAAUUGAUUUUAGCAGACCCAUUAUGUAGCACAUUAACUGGUUAGAAUUUAUUUAUAUACCAUGUCUUUAAGGGUUUGUAUUCGUCGAUUUGACCAUUAUGUAAUCCGUUCGUGUGCUUGAAAGAUGUGAAUGGAGUGUGAGGAACGAUCUGUUUAUAUGUUAACUAAGUAAAAUGCUGUUUAUAUGACCGUGUAUUUCCGCAUUGUAUCGGGUUUACACUCCGUUUGGGAGUAUUUGGUCAAAGAAACAGUCUUGAAGUUAGUCAUUGAAGUUUAGUUUUAAAUUAUCCUCUCUCCAGAUUAUAUAAGCUACUUGUGGCUAGAGUGAAUGUGUUCAUUAGGAUAAAAAGUGAUUUAAUACGAACGAAUGUAUUGGAGAGAGAAUGUGUGCAAAAUUUCUUGGAAUACAAAGCUUUGUGGUGGUGUGCAAAUGCGAAUGUAGUUUGAAGUAAGGGCGGGCGUGUUUGAAUCUGUAACAGUCUAGAAAUGAUGACGUGAAAGGUUUUCUUGUUAGGUUGUUCUGUAAAUCAGUGAGUUUCAUUAUAUGCAUUUAAGAUCAUUAUUGACAUUGAUAUUGAUAGUGGUUAUGUAUGAUCAUUGAUUGAAUAGAUUGUGAAAUGUUUACAGUCGUGCUUCGGUUUUGUAUAUAUUGUAUUAAGGAUGAAUAACACGUCACUGCAUAAGGCCACAUAAAAUUAAUUCUCUGGUUCUCAGGCCAAUUUUCUCAAAAACAGAUGAGGGAGGGAGGCUUUUUUUUUUUUCUUUUUAUUCGUACCAAAACAGAUGAGGGAGGCUUUUUUUUAUUUGCCAACUUGACAUAAAACAUAUAACAUCAAGCAAAUUCUUUAUUGUACCGUCACUAUACAUAUGAAACAAAUUUAACACAUGCUAUCUUAACAAAUUGUCUUGUGUGGUCAAAAUAAUAAAGCAUAUGUACUACAGUUAAGUUGCAUAGUGUUUUGGCAUUAUUAUUAUGAUCAUUGGCACUAUCAUUGUCGAAAUGUGCAGAAACAUUGGCGGGCUUGGUUUCACACACCGUAUAUCUCACAAAGUGGCCGAAAACAGGUAUCGUUGACGAUACUUUAUUUGUAAUGAUUGCAGAGUCUAAUUCGUUCUUGUUCUUACCGACACUAACGGAGACAGCGGCAUUUUUUAAUUUCUCAGGAAACGUCCAGCUUCCCAAAUCGAACUUCAUUGCUUUCACACCCUCAUAAAGAUCUAGGAAGGUACAUCCCUCCGAAUAUCCCUCUAUAAUUGUCCAUGGUAGAAUGAACACUGCUCCUUGUCGAAUACUUAUUGACACAAUAGACAUUCUCAAAAUAAUGCUGCAACCACGUUGUUAUACAUCGGAAGUCUUUAUUGCGCACGACAAACGAAGAUUUCCGGUAUUCGGUAUUCUCUGCUAAAUACAGCUAUUCGUAUACUGAGACAGGAGGAGCUCCGAAUAAUGCGGAAGUUUUGAAAAAUUGAAUGCGGAAUUUUUUUUUCCGGAUACGUCGCCGCAUUACCUACUUUUUAUUUUAUUAAAAAUGCAAUAAAAUUUGCAAUGCGGGCACCUCAAAACAGAUGCGCGCGGGCCUGAGAACCGUAAUUUCAAUUUUAUGUGGCCUAAAUAUCAGGAAUAUAUUCCAAACCCAUUUCAAAAUUGUUACCUUACUGGUGUGUUCACUAAACUGCUAAUCGGGAGAUCACAAAUUUCAGGUUCUAUUUGUGUAUUUUCUUUCGAAAACUGCAUGUCAUUCCUCCUUAAAACUGAAGCACGAAGGAAAAACUUUUUUUUCUGUGAUAUAUGUUUGUUCUUGAAUACUGUACGUGUACUGUUGCUAUUGAAAAUCAGAUGUGCACCAUUUGGUUACACUUCUAAUGAAAGAUUUUGAGAGCAAGUACUCAUUUAAUAGCUGUGAUGUCAUUCCCCCUCAAAAAUUUCUGAAUAGCAUUUGGCACGUUCCUCAGAAAGUUUUAAGUAACUUUGGUGCGCAUCUACUUAGAAAAUAGUUAAGGAAGAUCAUGCGUUACCUUUUUUUUCGUCUUCUCUUUGUAGGUUUAUGUCACGAUGUAUCAAGCCACACCUUUUUAUGUAAAUUCUACUAGUAGCAACGCCUUCAUUCUUUUUGCGUCAGUAUGUAUCAUGUAUAUUUUAAUUUGUUUGCUGGAUUUCACUGGAGAUUAAAUCAAGCAUCGGGAUUUCAUCUUCAUCAUUGUGAUCAUCUAAGCAUCGAUGGAAAUUGUUCAGAAGUGGAAAAGUACAGAAUUAGAAGAGGAUUAGUUCCCGUGAUCUAAUUUUGGAAUGAAUAGGAAACAGAAAUUUGCCAUUUGUUUAAACUAGCAUUGGAAUAAAUGUCUUAAAAGUGAA
This is a messenger RNA of Ostrea edulis (European flat oyster), 8405 nucleotides long. RefSeq names its product cleavage and polyadenylation specificity factor subunit 6-like. The record is from RefSeq and is a predicted model, not a curated record. Gene Ontology annotation, molecular function: mRNA binding. Gene Ontology annotation, biological process: mRNA alternative polyadenylation. Bases 56 to 1726 code for a protein of 556 amino acids. Gene Ontology annotation, cellular component: mRNA cleavage and polyadenylation specificity factor complex. The transcript has 16 exons. NCBI's taxonomy places the organism in Eukaryota, Metazoa, Mollusca, Bivalvia, Ostreida, Ostreidae.